This is a messenger RNA of Ambispora leptoticha, 351 nucleotides long. The record is from the annotation of a GenBank genome assembly. NCBI's taxonomy places the organism in Eukaryota, Fungi, Glomeromycota, Glomeromycetes, Archaeosporales, Ambisporaceae.
CAGAAUAUGUUUCAGUUUCAGAGGUUACAAUCCAAGUAAACGCGAUUAUUGAAUUGAUCACAACUGACUUUAUCGGGGAUGAAAAUGUACAACCUACCUUUGGAACUAUAUUGGCACAGUUUAUGAAUGAAGAAGAUAUUUUACCUGAUCAACUUCCUCGAUUUAUACAUGAAUUUGCGGUUAAAACAGUAGAAAAUCUUCAGCUUCAGUUUCCUGAUCAAGAAAUUAUGACUGCAUUUCAAAUUUUUGAUCCCAAGCAAUUACCUACUGAUCGUUGCUUAUUGGUGACCUAUGGAAAUUAUGAAAUUACCAAGAUUGGAGAAUUUUAUGGAAGAUCUAAAAUAAUUGAAG